GUCACCAUCAUCAUCAGCAGCGGCGGCAUCAUCCCCACCACCACCAUCUCUCCUCCCCGUCUACCCCCUCUCAUCAGUGCUGGGAUCUCUUCCCAGGCAGGCUCCGUCUCUCCCCCUACAGUCGCCGGUGCGCGUGUCCUAGUGAAGGAUCAUGUCCACAGCGCUGCGCUUCUUGCCUCCGCGGCACACGGCAGAGAGGAGCCGCUAGAGGACACGCGCCACUACACCGCGCAACAAGAGGGGGACUUGAGUGCUGGCGCGCGUGUCUAUUCCACAAAGGAAGAGGACCGCCAAGAAAUAGUAAAAGUGUUUUUGGCGCAGUUAAAUCCGGGUCGGACGGAUUUGGUACAGGUGCACCGGUGAAGACACUCGGCUGUCGGAUGGUUGUCGAAUUUGACGAGAGGAGUAACCUCUGCAAGUCUCCGAGGAAGAUGAAGUCUGCGGUCAUAGUAGACGGAGGCUUGUUCACAGAGAGUUAUUGCAACAUCUGCAAUGCCCAGCUCAUCUCCGAGUCCCAGCGCACGGCGCACUAUGAGAGCAAGAAACACGCCAACAAGGUGCGUCUAUUUUACAUGCUUCACCCAGAAGAUGGAGGGCCACCUUCCAAGAGGCUGAGGCCAGACAAUCCGGACUGCGAUGAGACAGAGGUCGACAAGAAUAAGUGCUGCACCUUGUGCAACAUGUUCUUCACCUCCGCCAUUGUGGCUCAGUCCCACUACCAGGGAAAAACCCACGCCAAGAGAGUCCGCCUGGUGCUGGGUGAAACGCCAAGCAGCCCCGCAGCCUUGACCAUGCAGCCUACGAAUGCAGAUUCCUCCCCUUCAACUCCACUGCCCUCAGACCCCCUGGCUUGUACCCCUCCUCCACUCGUGUCCGCGGUCAGCAGCAACGGCGGCAGAGAAGCCGGCAAGUACUGCUGCCUGUGCGGUGCCUGGUUCAACAACCCGCUGAUGGCCCAACAGCACUACGAGGGCAAGAAGCAUCGCAGGAACGCUGCCCGUGCACGCCUGGUGGAGCAGCUCGCGGGAAGCCUAAAUGCCACGGAGAGCACAGGGCUGCGAAGUACUUACUCCUGCAGCGUCUGCAGCGUGGUCCUCAACUCCAUCGAGCAGUACCAUGCACACCUCCAGGGCUCCAAACAUCAGAACAACCUGAAGCAGCAACAGCAGUAGAGCCACGAGAAAACUCAAGAAAGAGAUGGCGGUCGCCCACUUCUGAAAUCCUGCCACAUGUCAGAAAACAACGUGUGUCUGUGUUAUCGUGUGACUGUCCGAGACGUCCUUCCACACCUCUGUAAAAUGCACGUGUGGACUUUUUCAAGGGCAGUUUUUCAUUUCUGUGUCCUGAAACGAUAUCUCUUGAGAUUUGUUCAGAUUUAUCCUGCACCGAAGUGUUUGACGUGAGUUGUGCACUAACAGCCACCACCAAAAUCACUGUGGCUGUGGACUGCCAUACACAACAAUAAUAAUAAUACUAAUAAUACCUCCUUGCGUGAAACACUCUUGUAUUCUAAAGAUGUCAAGGCCCAGAAUGUUACUUAAGUUAAGCAUAAAAUAUUGAUACAUUGGCCAUAUGUUCAGUUAAAGUGAAUUUUUGUGAUGAAUGGGUGUCUUUUUGCUAACAAAAAUGUCGUGCUGUUACUUUUUAAAAGAAAUACUAGCUUAACGUCCCUUUCUACGUAGAGAACAUACACGUAUUUCAAAUUUCCAAAAUGUAUAGUUUAGUGUGCUCUGUAUGAAAAGUCGUUAGGGAGGUUGAUUAACCAGAAUGCAAAUUAAGGAGGUGCUCAUUUUCUGGUGUCUAAUUUUGUAGGACAUUUUUGGAAGAAAUAUUCAUCAAUAUUCACCAAUAUAUUACUUUCUAUUUCAAGUAACAAUGGAGUUUACAUAAACAGGACUGUUGUGGAGGGAAUUUAACUGAGCAGGCCUGCUACAGUGAGGAGCAGAAGUAUUUGCACCCCUCGUGAUUUUGCAAGUUCCACCACUUAGAAAAUUAGUAGAGAAAUUUCAAUCAUACUGUAGAUCAGAGGUUGCGCUAGACAUUUUCGUUGUCUGUCAUUUUGACUGACAGGGUCAUAAAAAUUAAAUUUUUUAAAUGAUAAUGAUGACAUAUUCAAUAGUAUUUAGUUUUUAUUCAUUUUUGAUUAAUAUUGUAACGCUUGCUUGACGGCGAAAAAUUAGACACGGAAGUCGUGGUAUUUUUCUCCCUCUUUUUACUCUGCUUACCGCCAACAACACCAACAAAACAACAACUCCGCCCCCAAAGAAAAAGAGGCAACUAUAUAGACCCUACCCACGUGACGUCACAACUCCGCUCUCCUGAAUGGUACCGCCCAAUUGUCCGUCAAAACAUAGUGUUAACCUGUUACGGCUACGUACAUUCCUCCUAUUUACGGCGUGUUUUUCUGCUCCUUAACAUUAAUAAUCAAAAUGGUGAAGGCGUGUGUGGCUGUUGGUUGCACUAACAGAGAAGAUGGAAGGAGAGACUUGAAGUUUUACCGUAUUCCGAGGGAUCCAAAGAGGAGAGCGAAAUGAACGGCUGCAAUUCGACGUGAAAACUGGGCACCAAAAAAUCACCACAGACUAUGUAGUAGUCAUUUUAUAUCCGGUAAGAUGCAUUUAAGAUAUACUUAGAGGGUUUUGGGCUGACAAAUAACCACAAUUAAGAUCAUUGCUAGGCUAAUCGCCGACAACAUACACGUAUGUAUGUAGUGAGAGUGCUAUCGCUAAACCAUAUAAACAUUAAAAGCCUUAACUCCAUUGACAAACGACAUGAAAUACAUUAGAAUUGACAGUGGAUGUUAGCAAUAACAAAAGAUUUUGAAUUGAAAAUUUCGUAACUCACCUUUCCAAGCACAAGAUAGAUUCCUGCCGAAUUUUCGUGGACGAGGACCUGUUUCACCCAACCAGCAACGAAGUAUUUAUAAGCCUCCAAGCUCUUGAAGUUUUUCAAAUUUUCGUGAGACUAGGCUGAUUUUGUGUGGACAAGAUAAUAUCAGCGUAGCAGAUGUCAGGCAGACAGGGCGAAGACAGUGGGUCGAAAAACAUCGAUUUGGGCAUCAAAUAUGGAUCUGGCGACUGUAUAGAACGAAGCUUUUCCACAUAACGCCUUUUAUGCAACACAUCCAGUGAGUUUACGGCAUCAGAAAGCACCGGGUCUUCCAUGAAAUGCAUUUUAAAUUCCUCGAUCAAUUGAAAACAACGCUAAUACAGAGACAAAAUGACGGACAAGUGGGCGGAACCAUACAGCGAGCACGUGGUUUUGUGACGUCGGUGAGUAGGGUAUAUAGACCCCAAUCACCAACGUCACACAAUGAUCUUAAUUGUGGUUGUCAGCCCAAAAUCUUCUAAAUAUAUAUUAAAUGCAUCUUACCAGAUAUAAAAUGACUACUACAUAGUCUGUGGUGAUCAUUUGGUGCCCAGAUUUCUUGUC
Messenger RNA from Corythoichthys intestinalis (scribbled pipefish), 3432 nucleotides. Its product is annotated as zinc finger protein. Bases 381 to 1172 code for a protein of 263 amino acids. Lineage: Eukaryota; Metazoa; Chordata; Actinopteri; Syngnathiformes; Syngnathidae. The transcript is spliced from 7 exons. Gene Ontology annotation, molecular function: nucleic acid binding; zinc ion binding. The record is from RefSeq and is a predicted model, not a curated record.